Cylas formicarius (sweet potato weevil) is the source of this 1749-nucleotide messenger RNA. It is a transcript of the gene HtrA2, whose product is annotated as serine protease HTRA2, mitochondrial. The transcript has 6 exons. Lineage: Eukaryota; Metazoa; Arthropoda; Insecta; Coleoptera; Brentidae. Gene Ontology annotation, biological process: positive regulation of apoptotic process; programmed cell death; proteolysis. The record is from RefSeq and is a predicted model, not a curated record. The coding region runs from base 419 to 1678 and encodes 419 amino acids. Gene Ontology annotation, molecular function: serine-type endopeptidase activity; protein binding.
UUGUCGACGAACGGGGUUAAAAAACCACUUCCUGAACCGAAGGGAACUGCGUUCGUAUACUUUUAUUUUUCUAAUUCUUGUCGCGCAGAUGUCAAAGCGCCGUCUCUUUUCGAUUUUCGCCAGAUGUUGUUUUCACUGCCGGGAAUACGAGGCGUGUUCAAAAAGUGCUUUCAAUUUAUCUUGAUAGCAUUUUAAUUGGCUGUGGCUUUUUUGUUUUUACAGAUAUCGAGCCGCUCUUUCCUCUUUGAGCGACUCGCCGCGCUACCUGCCGGCGACGCGGGAAACGGCCAUCGCGGUCGACGCAGAUUCCGAAGCCUUAGUGCGGUUUGCGGCCGACAGAUGGCGACGACGAUAUAAGCGUCAGCCGACAGUUUUCAAACGGAAAAUACGUUCAAAAUUCGCAGUGUAAAACGGCAGCAUGAAAAUCUUCAAAAUGCUGUUGGUGGGACGCAGGGCCUUGAGCGGGCGCAGGAAUUACCCGGGCGGUAACAAGGAAAUCCUGAAGAAGGUCAAUUUGUACGGGACUUUCGGGAUAGCCGCGGCCCUGUUGGCGUCUUACGUCGUCGUGAGGAACGCUUACCGCGGUAAGACGGAGCCGAUCCAGAAUUUCGACUACGUGCUGCCCUCCAACGGCCCGGCAUCGAACCAAGCGGUGCUCGAAGAACACGUCAGGCAGAACGAAGAGGAAACCAAGGAGGAAGGUUUUAGAGACAAGUACAACUUUAUUAAGAAGGUGGUGAACGAGUGCGCAGGCGCGGUAUUCUACCUGGAACUCCGCGACCCUCACCAAAAGGACCCGGAAACCGGCGACCCUCAAAUCACCUCCAACGGGUCCGGGUUCGUCAUCAGCGAGGACGGCUGGGCGUUGACCAACGCCCACGUCGUCCUCAGCAAGCCCCAGAGUACGAUCACGGCCAUUAUGGGCGACGGUAAAACGUACAGGGCGCGCGUAGAAGACGCCGACUUGAACGUGGACCUCGCGCUCCUCAAGCUCGACGUCAGGGAGAAAUUGCCUUGCCUGCAACUGGGCCAGAUCGGGGACGCGUGCGUGGGGGAGUGGGUCGUAGCUUUGGGCAGUCCGUUGUCCCUUAACAACUCGGUUACGGUCGGAAUUAUCAGCAGCGUCAACAGGCCGGCCGAAGAACUGGGUCUGAGGAACUACUCGAUGACCUACAUCCAGACCGAUGCUAGCAUCACCUUCGGCAACUCUGGCGGGCCUUUGGUGAACUUGGACGGCAACGUAGUCGGUAUUAACAACCUGAGACUGACUUCGGGCAUAUCGUUCGCCAUUCCUGUCGAAUACGCCAAAAAAUUCCUGGAAAAUUCAAAGUAUCGGAUGUCGAAAUUAUCCUCCGGCACUAACCGCGGCAAAACGCUUUUCGGCCUGACCACGAUAUCCAUAACGGCGGAGCUGCUGGAGGAACUGGGCAAAACCAACGACCAAGUGCCCAAGAACGUGUCCGAGGGAUUGCUUGUAUGGAAAAUCAUACCGGGCACACCAGCAGACGCAAGUGGGAUCGAAGUAGGGGACAUCAUAACUCACGUCAACGGGGUGCCCGUAAAGAGCGCCGCCGAACUGUACGUGGCGAGCGAAGAGAACGCUUUGGAGAUACGUCUCAUCAACAAGGGGAAAAAGAAAAAAGUGUUGCUCAGCACCAAAUCGAGUUCCUUGAUAUAAUAUAUUUUCAGCAAAAUUAAAUAAAAUUAGCGUUCAGAUGUCGAUAAUCGUUUAUUUAUUUACAACCUAGA